CGAGAGGAAAAUGAUAUAAAUAGAAUUAAAUAGAUUAUGGCGUGCGAAACACCAUAUAUCUGAUUUCAAAUAAAUAUGAUCUCUUUCCCAUUUUGUUCACAUAUCAGCCCUAAUCCUCUCUCCUCUCUUCCUCAUCGGCGGUAGCAAUUCCGGCAUAUCCUUGUUCUCUUCUUCUCUAUAUUCUUUAGCGCUCUAGUAGCCCCCAAUAUUUUCUCUUCCUCUGUUUCCUUUCCCAGAUUUGAAUGUAAUUUUCCGCUAGACUUGGAGGUUGAUCAAAGCGCGAUUUAGCAGAUUUUGCCGGAGUUUGCAGGACAGCCGAUCACCGCCGGAAAAAUUUGGCGUAACUAGAAAAUUAUUCGUUUUUCUCUUCCUUUAAGGAUCUUUGUUUUUACAAAAACAACGCGCAAAAUACCUCAUUGAUGGCGAUAUCGUUCUGGACAUCCAAUUGGGUGUCUUAAUUUCGCAGUAUCAUCCUUCAGUACUCUCAAGUGUAGUGCGUAUGGAUUUUGAUUGGAACUCUUGUGAAGUCAAUUGAUGAAGAGAUGACUCGUAUUGAUUGGGUAUAAUUGGGGGAAUAUAGUGGUGUGUCGGUGUUUUUCCUCGUUAUAUUUUUGGGGUUCAUCAUUUUUAUUUGGGUGAGAGUAAGUGAGUAACCAUGCUGAACAAAUUUAUGAAAAGAGGGAAUCGAAAGCCCUCAAAAUCGGAAGUAAUUGAGCCCCCAAUGCCCAUUUCCUCAUCUUCUAAUGUAACUGUAAAUCAUGCAUCACGCCUAGCUGCUCCUUCACCAUCUCCCGUUACUAUUGCCGUGGUUCCACAGAAUCCUGGUAUAGUUGAGGUCCUGCCAAUGCUGAAGGAUGUCCCUUUAUCUGAGCGGCAUAAUUUAUUCAUCCGCAAAAUCCAAAUAUGCUGUUUCCUCUUUGAUUUUUCUGACCCGAUGAAGUGCGUGCGAGAGAGGGAAAUCAAGAGGCAAACCCUUGCCGAGAUUGUUGAUUUGGUGCAGUCAGGUUCCUGCAGAAUGAACGACAUAAUGCAGGAGGAGUUGGUCAAGAUGAUAUCUAUGAACAUUUUCAGGUGCUUGCCACCUGCACCGCAUGAGAAUACUGGAUCAGAGGGCGGAGAUCCUGAGGAGGACGAUAUGUUCAUGGAUCCUUCUUGGCCCCACCUGCAACUUGUGUAUGAGUUGCUUUUGAAAUACGUGGUGUCAUCCGAGACGGACACCAAGAUCGCAAAAAAGUACCUUGAUCACUCUUUUGUGCUGAAAUUGCUUGAUUUGUUUGACUCGGAGGACAUGAGGGAACGGGAAUAUGUGAAAACAAUUCUUCACAGAAUAUACGGAAGAUUCAUGGUACAUCGACCCUUUAUAAGGAAUGCAAUAAACAACAUCUUUUAUCGAUUUAUAUUUGAGACCGAGCGGUACAAUGGGAUCGGCGAGUUAUUGGAGAUUCUUGGAAGUAUAAUAAAUGGAUUCGCAUUGCCGAUGAAAGAAGAGCACAAGUUGUUUCUUGUGAGGGCAUUAAUUCCUUUGCACAAACCUAAAUGUAUUAUGUCAUACCAUCAGCAGCUUUCCUACUGUAUAACGCAGUUUGUUGAAAAAGAUUAUAGGUUGGCUGAUAUUGUCAUUAGGGGGUUGCUGAAAUAUUGGCCUGUAACAAACUGCGGGAAGGAGGUUCUUUUCCUUGGAGAAUUGGAAGAGGUUCUUGAGGUUACACAAUCUGCAGAGUUUAGACGCUGCAUAGUUCCUCUGUUUAGGCAAAUUGGGCGUUGCAUCAACAGCUCACAUUUCCAGGUGGCUGAACGGGCUCUUUUCUUGUGGAACAACGAGAACAUAGUGAGCUUGAUUGCAGAGAAUCGUAAUGUUGUUUUACCAAUCAUAUAUGAUGCCUUGGACAAGAAUAUUCGAGGUCACUGGAAUCAGGCGAUUGUAGGAUUGAGCUCCAACGUUAGAAGAAUGUUCCUGGAGAUGGACACCGAGCUUUUUGAAGAGUGUCAGAGGGAACAUGAGGAGAAGGUGGCUAAAGCCAGGGAAAGGAAACAACAAAAAUGCGAUACUGGUGGUGGCCAUGUGGUGAGUGUAAAAUGCAUGAAGAAGUGCUAUUUUUAUAUCAGUGCUAAAGGACUGGCUGAUUUAAGAAAGGCAAAAGAAAAGGAAGAAAAGGAUCUGUAUUUGUGCUUGAAAUCUGAGGUUAUUUUCUGA
Molecule: messenger RNA, 2194 nt
Organism: Striga asiatica
Lineage: Eukaryota; Viridiplantae; Streptophyta; Magnoliopsida; Lamiales; Orobanchaceae
Source: the annotation of a GenBank genome assembly